Molecule: messenger RNA, 672 nt
Organism: Phragmites australis (common reed)
Lineage: Eukaryota; Viridiplantae; Streptophyta; Magnoliopsida; Poales; Poaceae
Exons: 2
Source: RefSeq, a predicted model, not a curated record
CCAGUGGAUUGCCCUGCCGUCCAUGGAGAGAAGGACUUCCCCAUGCACUACAAGUGCCUUCUCUCUGACAAGCUUAGCACCAGCUCUUGCGCCGUGAUGGUCCUUAAUCUGGAUGGCUUCGAUUACUGGCUCUGCCCGAUCAGGGAAGCAAGUGGGAACGCCAUGCAUGGCUACACUCUGACCAUGUACAACGCCAAGGACCUGUCCGUGGAGAGGCGUAUGGCCCGGCGCAAUGGCAUUGCUGCUCUUGGAGGCAAGGUCUCUACUACAAGUUCAACCCCGUCGAUGCCGAGCCGAACCUUCAAUUACUACAAGUCGACACGCAUCCGGGCGCUAGCUCGGUUGGCAAGGACGACGCUCGCACGGCGUACAAGCCUGAACGCUUGCACGGACAUGUAUGGAGUGGACGCGUAUGAAACGGCCUCGCUCGAUCCUGCCUUAAAAAAAAGGUACCUGGUCAAGUCCUGCGGCGAGCUAUUUCUGGUCUUCGUCUUCUUCGACGGCCAGAACACGCACAAGAUCGCCUAGGUUGUGGUGUACAAGAUGGAUUUCUCAACGCCAGCUUGGUGCAAGGUGGACAAGAUAGGGUGUUUCUUCUGGGUGGAGAUCAGAUUGGGGUUUCGAAUUUUGGAGCAUCAAGCUACACUUCUGAACUUGGGUUGACCGGCAAUU